AUGGCUCCAAUACAAACGACAAAUUAUUAUUUAUUUAACGAGAGUAGCGAUUGUUUAUACGAUGAAGAUUGCAUAACGAGAAAUUCAUAUUGUAAAGGUAAUAAAAUAUGUGCGUGUAAAAUCGGUUAUCAAUACGAUUUAGGAAGUGAUAUAUGUUUUCCAAAAGAUUACGAUUGUUCAGCAUUAAACAAUGCCAAAUGCAUAUCUGGCUUUUGUAAGUGUAAAAAUGAUUAUGUUUCAUCUAAUGAUAAAACAAUGUGUUUACCAUCAAUGAAAUUAACGACAUAUUGUCAAGAAGAUGGACAAUGCAAUUCAGUCAUGAAUAAAACCUAUUGUGAUCCGAUAAUAAGACAAUGCGUUUGCGAAAGAGGUUUCAAAAGGGAUUCAUAUAAGCUACAAUGCAUACAAAAUACGAGAUUACAUUCACCGUGUUUUAGUGUGGAUGAUUGUGAAUACGAUACGGAAACGAAAGGAAAAUACGAUUGUAAAUUUGUAUCACGUUUACUUAGCACAUGCGAAUGUAGAGAAGGAUUUUAUGAAAUUAAUGAUGAUUGUCAUGAUUCAUCAGGUGACCGUUAA
Pediculus humanus corporis (human body louse) is the source of this 579-nucleotide messenger RNA. RefSeq lists its product as uncharacterized. The record is from RefSeq and is a predicted model, not a curated record. The coding region runs from base 1 to 579 and encodes 192 amino acids. The transcript has 5 exons. NCBI's taxonomy places the organism in Eukaryota, Metazoa, Arthropoda, Insecta, Psocodea, Pediculidae.